GAAGAAGAAGAAUGGAGGAAGAGUUGAGUGCUUACGAUUCUGAGGUUAUGGAAUCCGGGUACGAUUACUUUAAAUUCGAAGAGGUAAUGAAGCAAUCAAGAGAGUAUCUACUUAAACUUGAUACCGUGAAAAGAUUGGAGAUUAUCAAAGAAGUGCUCAAGAACCCAAAUUUCGAUGACACGGAUGUGUAUUACCUCACUAUGAUCGAGAUACAGCACCCAGCCUACAAGCCACCACCUGUGGUGCCUAAGAAACCACCCCCCAAAAUUCGAUUCGUGGUGAGGGGAAGGCAACCCACCAACCCCGUUCGGGAGGAAGAAAAGGCAGGCGAGAAAACUGAAAAAACUGGUCGAAAAAGGCCACGGGGCAGCAGUGAUUGGGAAUUUGAUGAGGAAGAAGAAAAGAAGAGGGCGAUCAAGAAGAGAGCGAACAAGAAGGUGAAUAAGUCGGUUGAAAAGAAGAUGAACGUGGAUAAUGUUGUUUUACUACCAGAAAUCGUACCAGACCUGCCUGAUGAAUUCAAGGAAAGAAUCCGAAAUCUUGGGGGAACCAAGGCUACUUUGGUAAUUCAAAAGGAACUGGAAGCCACAGACGUCAGCAUUGACCACAAACGCCUCUCUCUCCCGUGGGGUAAACUCAAAGACAAGCACUUUGUUUGUGGGGAAAAGAAGGCCUUUAGGCAAAAUGGUAAAGGUGUUCCCAAGAUGGCAGUGCGUCUUAUUGCAGAGAAUGGAAGGGAACACGAGAUAGAUAUAAGGCAGUGGAACAUGGCGAAAGGAAUAUAUAAUGUGGUGAAAGGUUGGAAUGAUGUUGUGCACGACCAUGGACUGUGCGCGAAAUGGAUAGUGCAACUUUGGUCAUUUAGAGUAGAGGGAAACCUCUGGUUUGCACUUGUUAAACUCUGAAUUAGCAAGUAACUAACCAGUAAUCCUUUGAGAUUGACGAGUCCUUCCGUUAUAUAUUAUUGGUAGAAUUAUCAAAGGUAAAAUCUUCAGCCUUGAGAUUUUUGUCCAGUUCUUAUUUAGCACAAGGGGGUAUGCCCCCUUUUAGUGUUCUGGUAAAUACUGCAGAUUCUUUAAGGAAAUUAUGAUAGUUUUUGAGGCAUCAUUCUUUCUGAGACACAAGGAUUAUUUCAGUCGAAUCAAUACUUUUCUUGU
This is a messenger RNA of Rhododendron vialii, 1157 nucleotides long. Its product is annotated as B3 domain-containing protein At3g25182-like. NCBI's taxonomy places the organism in Eukaryota, Viridiplantae, Streptophyta, Magnoliopsida, Ericales, Ericaceae. The record is from RefSeq and is a predicted model, not a curated record. Gene Ontology annotation, molecular function: DNA binding. The transcript has 2 exons. Bases 12 to 905 code for a protein of 297 amino acids.